AUGACUGAUUUUGACAACGCCUCCCGUGGCUUCAUCGGAACCCUGGAGCCCGGUGUCAUCAAGACCCAAGCAGGCCGCCUUGCAUGGAACAACAAUGAAUACGACUUUGUUCAGAGAGCCAAGUGCCCGGACAGUGUUCAUCCAAAGUUAUGGCGACAAGCUCAGCUCUGCAACAAACACGGUCUCUUCGAGGUGGCACCGGGUGUCUACCAGGUGCGCGGAUUCGACCUGUCAAACAUGACGCUAGUCGAAGGCCAAAAAGGAGUGAUAAUCAUUGAUCCCUUGAUAUCAAAUGAAUGUGCUGCUGCUGCCUUUUCCCUUUACAAAAAGCAUCGCGGUGAACGACCACUGACCGGGUUGAUCUACUCACACUCUCAUGUGGAUCACUUCGGCGGCGCUCGAGGUGUCUUACCAGAGGGAAUGGAAAAUGAUAUUCCGAUCAUCGCUCCGGAAGGCUUCAUGGAAGAAGCGACAAGCGAGAAUAUCUAUGUCGGAACAGCCAUGCGACGCAGAGCGAGAUUUAUGUACGGAUCAAGCUUGCCUCGGAACCCAGAAGGGCAAGUUGGAUGUGGACUCGGCAUGGCAACAUCUCAAGGAACGACUUCACUAAUUCCGCCAAAUAUGCUCAUUGCAACCACCGGCGAAGAGCGGGUAAUUGAUGGCGUCCGCAUCGAGUUCCAAAUCGUCUCGGGCACCGAGGCUCCUUCGGAAUUCAACUUCUAUUUCCUAGACAGCAAAGCUCUGUAUAUCUCCGAAUGCGCAACUCACUGCAUGCAUAAUAUUAUCACCCUCCGAGGUGCACUUGUUCGCGACUCUAAGGCCUGGUCGCAAGGUCUUGACGAAAGUCUGGUAUUGUUUGGUGACCGAGCGACGGUGUUGUUCGCCGGGCAUCACUGGCCGACAUGGGGCCAACGGGACAUUUCUCGACUACUUGUUGAGCAGCGCGACAUGUAUGCCUUCAUGCAUGACCAAACCGUUCGCCUUAUGAAUGAGGGACUCACUGGCGUUGAGAUUGCCGAGAAAUUAAGCCUCCCACCCACUCUUGAUAAGGCCUGGCAUAUCCAAGGGUACUAUGGUUCCCUCAGCCACAACAUCAAAGCCAUAUAUCAGCGGUAUAUGACUUGGUUCGAUGGCAAUCCUGUCAAUUUGUGGAGACACACCCCCACGGAAGAAGGAAAGCGAUAUGUUGCUUGCAUGGGUGGUGCAGAUAGGACGGUGGCAUUUGGGAAUGAAUAUGCUGCAAAGGGAGAUCUUCGAUUUGCAGCAACCCUCUUGGGUCAUGUUGUCGCCGCAGAGCCAAAACAUCCCCAAGCACGGAAAUCACUUAGCGCCGUCUUCACGAAGCUUGGUCAUGGCGCAGUGAAUGCGACGUGGCGUAACUUUUACCUUACUGGAGCAAUGGACCUCCAGCAGGAAGGAACCCCAACUCUGCCCCCAGGAGACACGGUGCCAGGCCUCAAUCCACUGAUGAGCGUGGAUCAAUGGUUGAGUGGGAUUUCUGUCCAGAUCGAUGGGCCCCGAGCAGCCAGAGAGGAUAUCGUCAUUGACAUUAAGCUUACUGAUCAAAGUCAGACUUGGCGCUUGACUUUGAGUAAUGGCGCUUUGACAUACCGGAUGACCUCUGAUGAUGCGGCUUUCACCGGAGGGGCGGGCUUGCAUUUGACGGUUACCAAGGAAGACCUGGGGCAGUUGCUUCUGGCCCGGAUCAAGCCUGAGGCCAAGGUGUUUAAGGGUAAUCCCAAGCUAUUCCAUAAGUUAUUGCAAUUUUUGCCAUGGGCAAAUAGUUUGGAGAGCCAACUUUAA
This is a messenger RNA of Penicillium arizonense, 1803 nucleotides long. RefSeq names its product alkyl/aryl-sulfatase. Bases 1 to 1803 code for a protein of 600 amino acids. The record is from RefSeq and is a predicted model, not a curated record. The transcript has a single exon. Gene Ontology annotation, biological process: dodecyl sulfate metabolic process. Gene Ontology annotation, molecular function: protein dimerization activity; linear primary-alkylsulfatase activity. NCBI's taxonomy places the organism in Eukaryota, Fungi, Ascomycota, Eurotiomycetes, Eurotiales, Aspergillaceae.